Molecule: messenger RNA, 225 nt
Organism: Danaus chrysippus (African queen)
Lineage: Eukaryota; Metazoa; Arthropoda; Insecta; Lepidoptera; Nymphalidae
Source: the annotation of a GenBank genome assembly
AUGUUAGUUAGUGGUCGGCUUUUUAGUCAAGUAGACGACAAUCAGACGCAGGUACCGCUCGCCCUAGGCCCGGGGUCGCGGCGCUCGUCCAGUCCGACCAGUACGACCAAUCCGACCAGUCGGGUAUUUACGUCUGGUUGCCACCAAAAGUGUAUUGUGUUUCAGGAGGAUUCGUAUUCAGACGACGACUCCGGCACCGAAGAGGUUUCCGAUGCCGAGGAUUGA